Trifolium pratense (red clover) is the source of this 1926-nucleotide messenger RNA. Its product is annotated as protein BASIC PENTACYSTEINE6. The record is from RefSeq and is a predicted model, not a curated record. Bases 513 to 1544 code for a protein of 343 amino acids. Gene Ontology annotation, cellular component: nucleus. The transcript is spliced from 3 exons. Gene Ontology annotation, biological process: response to ethylene. Gene Ontology annotation, molecular function: DNA-binding transcription factor activity; sequence-specific DNA binding. NCBI's taxonomy places the organism in Eukaryota, Viridiplantae, Streptophyta, Magnoliopsida, Fabales, Fabaceae.
ACAAAACAAAACAUAGAAAAAGAAAAAUCCCAAAGUGAGAAAAGAGACAAAGAAAACUGCACAGGUAAAAAGAAGUGGGAAAAACUACCAAACCGUACAUCAUUAUUGAUUCUUCUGCUGCGGAAAUUAGGGUUUUUAAUUUUCUACUCACUCUUCUUCAUCAUCUUCACUUCACUCUAUCUUCCUUAUUCUUCUCGGAUAAUUUUAUUCAAGAGUUGAUUAUGAUUCAGUCACCGGGUGCAUAGUCUCUAUGUUUAAGCAUCGUAUGCAUUAUAACCUUUUCCACCUCUAUUCUUUGUUAGAGUUGUUGGUAGAAGAGUUUCCUUAUCCCUCCAGGCCUCAAGAAACACAGAGGAGGAAAUUGAUUCUCUAAUUAAGUCAAUAUAAAAUAUGAUUAGUUCCUUAAUUGAUAUUCAGGACUUCUAGCAAAUUAUUGCUUGAUUAACCAAGCUGGAUGCGGGCUUAGGAGGCUUACAGUCAAUCUUUAGCUUUACUAUUAUUUGUUAAUUCUGAUGGACGAUCGUGAAAAUGGAAGGCACAAAGCAGAUCAAUAUAAAUCUGCUCAGGGACAGUGGUUGAUGCAACAACAUCAGCAUCAGCAUCCUUCCAUGAAACAGAUUAUGGCAAUCAUGGCUGAACGAGAUGCAGCCAUUCAAGAAAGAAAUCUGGCCAUUUCUGAGAAAAAGGCAGCACUUGCAGAACGUGACAUGGCAUUCCUGCAGCGAGAUACUGCAAUUGCAGAACGAAAUAAUGCACUUAUGGAAAGAGAUAAUGCAAUCGCAACCCUUCAGUUUCGAGAAAAUGCUUUGGCCAACGGCGGUAUGUCAUCAUGCCCUCCAGGAUGUCAAAUCUCACGGGGAGUUAAGCAUAUACAUCAUCUGCCGCAACAGCAACAGGUAAACCAUUUGCCUACUAUGGGUGAUCCUUCUUACGGAACACGCGAAUUGCACACAACCAAUGCCCUCCCAGAAGCACCCAUUCCUUCAGAGGUUGGGAAGCCACCUAGGCGGGCCAAACGACCGAAGGAAAAUAAGUCUGUUUCACCCAACAAGAAGACUCCAAAAACUACUAGAAAGGUCAAGAAAGAGGGUGAGGAUUUAAACAAGACAAUGUUUGCCAACGACGAAGCACUUGAAUGGAAGAGUAGUCAAGAAAUUAUAAACGGAGGUGAUGAUCUUAACAAGCAGUUACCGGUCUCAAAGGCUGAUUGGAAACCUCAGGACUUUGCAUUGAACCAAGUUGCAUACGAUGAUUCAACCAUGCCAGCACCAGUGUGCUCUUGUACUGGUGUUCUGAGACAGUGCUACAAAUGGGGCAAUGGAGGUUGGCAAUCUGCUUGUUGUACAACCAAUUUAUCGGUGUAUCCGCUUCCAGCAGUGCCCAACAAAAGACAUGCUCGAGUAGGUGGUAGAAAAAUGAGUGGAAGUGCUUUCAAUAAACUGCUUAGCCGGCUAGCAGCUGAAGGGCAUGAUCUCUCACACCCGGUUGACCUUAAAGACCAUUGGGCCAAACAUGGUACAAAUCGAUAUAUCACAAUAAAGUAGAUCCCAGAAAUUUUUCUCUCGACGGGCAAUACAUAAUUCAGGGUCAAUUAUGAAUUCUAAAGUCGAACAAGGAGGAAAAUAAGGUAAUGUAAAUUUCAUUUGUGAAAGCUUAUUGUUGUAGUGUGUCAUUCCUAUAAUUAGGAUUAGAGGAAAUGGCAAUUUAAACCAUAUUUCUGUCACUUGUAACCCGUUCGACCUGCAAAAAUGGUCUGUGGUGGUGGCGGCGGCGCAUGCAUGGCAUUUAAUAGGCUUGGUUAAUGCAUCUUGUGGUUAAGACGGAAUAAUUGUAGAGCCUUGUAUCUUCAGUUGAACCCUGCUAUGAAAUGAACUAUCUAAUUCACAUGUAGAAUUGAUAUAUCUAUGUACAUUUUCUUCUCUCGUA